GGCGGGAGAGAGGGACAUUCAAUCUCCAGCCGAGAUAAACGGAACCCGGUCUGAGGGUCAUGGAGGCGUCCCGAGGGUUUGCGGAAGCCGGGGCCUUAAGCCCAGAGCAGGCUGCCCGUUACCUGAGAUAUGUGAAAGAGGCCAAAGAAGCGACUAAGAAUGGAGAUCUAGAAGAAGCACUUAAACUUUUCAAUUUGGCAAAGGACAUUUUUCCCAAUGAAAAGGUGAUGAGCAGAAUCCAAAAAAUACAAGAAGCCUUGGAGGAGUUGGCGGAACAUGGAGAUGAUGAAUUCACAGAUGUGUGCAGUUCUGGCCUGCUGCUUUAUCGAGAGCUGCACAACCAGCUCUUUGAGUACCAAAAGGAAGGCGUAGCUUUCCUCUAUAGCCUGUACAGGGAUGGAAGAAGAGGGGGCAUCCUGGCAGAUGAUAUGGGAUUAGGAAAGACUGUUCAGAUCAUUGCUUUCCUUUCUGGGAUGUUUGAUGCUUCCCUUGUGAACCAUGUGCUGCUGAUCAUGCCAACCAGUCUGAUCAGUACAUGGCUAAGAGAAUUUGUCAAGUGGACUCCAGGAAUGAGAGUUAAAACCUUUCAUGGUCCAAGCAAGGAUGAACGAACCAGAAACCUCAGUCGGAUUCAGCAGAGGAAUGGCGUCAUUAUCACCACAUACCAAAUGUUAAUCAAUAAUUGGCAGCAACUUUCCAGCUCGAAUGGCCAAGAGUUUGUGUGGGACUAUGUCAUCCUUGAUGAAGCACAUAAAAUAAAAACCUCAUCUACUAAGUCAGCCAUAUGUGCUCGUGCAAUCCCCGCCAGUAAUCGCAUCCUCCUCACAGGAACCCCAAUACAGAAUAAUUUACAAGAACUGUGGUCCCUGUUUGAUUUUGCUUGUCAAGGGUCCCUGCUAGGAACAUUAAAAACUUUUAAAAUGGAGUAUGAAAAUCCUAUUACUAGAGCAAGAGAGAAGGAUGCUACCCCAGGGGAAAAAGCCUUGGGAUUUAAAAUAUCUGAAAACUUAAUGGCAAUCAUAAAGCCCUAUUUUCUCAGAAGGACAAAAGAAGAGGUACAGAAGAAAAAGUCAAGCAACCCAGACAUCCAACUUAGUGAAAAGAAUCCAGAUGUUGACGCCAUCUGUGAAAUGCCUUCCCUUUCCAGGAAAAAUGAUUUAAUUAUCUGGAUACGUCUGGUACCUUUACAAGAAGAAAUAUACAGGAAAUUCGUGUCUCUAGAUCAUAUCAAGGAGUUGCUAAUGGAGACGCGCUCACCUCUGGCUGAGCUUGGUGUCUUAAAGAAGCUGUGUGAUCAUCCCAGGCUGCUCUCUGCACGGGCAUGUCAUUUGCUGAAUCUAGGGGCUGUCAACUUCUCUGCUGCAGAUGAAAAUGAAGGGGAAGAUACCUCAGAUGUGGACCAUAUUGCUCAAAUAAGUGAUGAUACACUGAUGGGAGAAUCUGGAAAAAUGAUAUUUCUCAUGGACUUGCUUAAAAGGCUGCGAGAUGAAGGGCAUCAAACUCUGGUGUUUUCCCAGUCAAGACGAAUUCUCAACAUCAUCGAACGCCUCUUAAAGAAUAGGUGCUUUAAAAUACUGCGCAUCGAUGGAACAAUUACUCAUCUUGUAGAACGAGAGAAAAGGAUUAGCCUAUUCCAGCAAAACAAAGAUUACUCUGUUUUCCUGCUUACCACGCAAGUGGGUGGUGUUGGCCUCACACUAACUGCAGCAAGUCGAGUGGUCAUCUUUGACCCUAGCUGGAAUCCCGCAACUGAUGCUCAGGCUGUGGAUAGAGUUUACCGAAUUGGACAAAAGGAAAAUGUUGUGGUUUACAGGCUGAUCACUUGUGGAACUGUAGAGGAAAAAAUAUACAGAAGACAAGUUUUCAAGGACUCACUAAUAAGGCAAACUACUGGUGAUAAGAAGAACCCUUUCCGCUAUUUCAGUAAACAGGAACUGAGAGAGCUCUUUACAAUCGGGGAUUUUCAGAACUCUGCAACCCAGCUGCAGCUUCAGUCUUUGCAUGCUGCUCAGAGGAGAUCUGACAAGAGCCUCGAUGAACAUAUUGCCUACCUGCACUCUCUGAGCAUAGCUGGAAUCUCAGACCAUGAUUUGAUGUACACACAUGAUCUAUCUGUUAAGGAGGAGCUUGAUGUGAUAGAGGACUCUCACUAUAUUCAACAGAGGGUUCAGAAAGCUCAAUUCCUUGUUGAAACAGAGUCUCAAAAUACAGAGCUCUUAAUGGAAAGACAAAGAACUGGCAAUGAGGGGGUCUGGCUGAGAGAACCUAUAUUUCCUUCUCAGACAAAGAAGAAAUGCCCUGAAUUCAAUAAGCCACGGCCUCAGCCUUCACCCUUUCUACUUACUCAUCACACCCAGGAAGAAGAAAUCAGUUCCCAAAUGGCAAGUGUAAUCAUUGAUGAUCUACCUGAAGAGAGCAAGAAACAAGAUCUCUCCAGUAUAAAGACAAAUGUUACCAUCCCGCAAGAUGGUAGGCACCCACGUGAAAGUACAUUUGAUGCUGACUUUGUAGCUUCUUUACCCAAGGGGUGUGGAAAUGUGGAAGAAAUGUGGACUGACUCUUCAUCGGGUACAGCGCUACAAAAAGAGUUAUCGCGAGAGGGCCCUUCACAGGAGGCACCACAAGAGAGCCCUCUGGGAAGUGCUAAUUAUCUACAGAGCAAGUCAGUCAGAGCUGAUCUUGGGGCAAACCUAGAUCAACUAGAGGAUGAUGAGAUUUUCCAUCACUGUACUUCCUGGCCUGCUAAUCCUACAACAAAAGAAUAUCAAAGUAGAGAAUCAAAUGUAUCUGUUAUUAAAAUAGCUGAUGAUGACUUAUCAGCAUCCUAUCAUGCACUGCAGGAUGCUCCAGAGAAUGAGGCCAAGUUGGAAGAGGAACCAUUAGCAUCUUCACCCCAGUAUGCAUGUGACUUCAAUCUUUUCUUGGAAGACUCUGCAGAUAAUGCACAGAAUCUUUCCAGUCAGUCUUUGGAGCGCGUGGAGAAAGAAAAUAGCUUGUAUGUUUCUGCAGCUAAUUCUCGACCAGAAUCUGUGCACAGCAAAGCACGUCUCAGUGUAGAUCUUUCUGAGAAAGAUGAUGAGCCAGAAGAAGAGGUGGUUAAUGUGAAAGUUAGAAGUAAAGCUAGACGGAUCAAUUCAGAUGACGAAGAUGAAGGUGAUACUUUUAAAGAUACUUCAAGCCCCAAUCCAUUCAGCACACCUCCCUUCCCGUCUUUAUCUGUAAAACAGUUUGAUGCUUCAACUCCCAAAAAUGACCUCAGUCCACCUGGAAGCUUCUUUUCACAUCAAAUAUCUAAUAGUAUAAAUAAGUCCAUCAACUCUAGAAGAUCCCUAGCCUCUAGGAGGUCUCUUAUUAAUGUGGUUUUAGACCACGUGGAGGAUAUGGAGGAAAGACUUGACAGCGGCAGUGAAGCAAAGGCUGCUGCUGAUUAUCUGGAGGAAGGAGCAGAGGAAAGCAGCAGUGAAGCCCUAGAGGCUACAGAAGAUCCUUCCAGAGAAACACUGCCUUCAGAAAAUAAGUCCAGCCAGUUAAGCUCACCUAUGCCCGGUGCUCCGGGUCAGGAGGCCUCUCCUGGCGACCCUGAGCCUUUGUCUGGAGAACAGUUGGUUGACUCUCCCCAGGAUGAGGCGGUGGAGGCUGCAAACGACUAUGAGACUCUUGUCUUGCGUGGAAAAGAGCUGAAAGAGUGUGGAAAAAUACAGGAGGCCUUAAACUGCUUAGUUAAAGCACUUGACAUCGAAAGCUCAGAUCCUGAAGUGAUGCUCAUGACUUUAAGUUUGUAUAAGCAACUGAAUAAAACUUGAGACUGUAACCUGUUUAUUGUAUUUUUAAAGCCAAACUGAGUAGGCAGUACUUUGUUCCCAUAAUUGGGUUCUUUGGGAGCAUGAAGCAUUUGGGCUUAAGGCAGGAGGGAGAACUCAGAAAGAGAGUUCUUGUUUCCAACUUUCUUGUAAAUUCUGCCUUUACUGCCUGUUCCCCCUCCCCGCCCCCGUACAUAUAUUCUGGUAUUCUGAGCCCUAGGUUAAUAUUUCUUUACUCAGAUAUUUGUGUAUUUUUCUUUUAGGCAUACUCUAUAAAAUAAACUUCAUAGAACUUUGUUAUUUCUAGAAAAAUUUUGGUAAAAUUAUUCUGGUCAUUUUCAGUUUUAUUCUGAAAAUGAUCAAUUUUGUAUCACACAGUUCAGAUAAUUAAACUUAUUUUUCUCAA
Molecule: messenger RNA, 4206 nt
Organism: Vicugna pacos (alpaca)
Lineage: Eukaryota; Metazoa; Chordata; Mammalia; Artiodactyla; Camelidae
Gene: ERCC6L
Product: ERCC excision repair 6 like, spindle assembly checkpoint helicase
Molecular function (GO): protein binding; ATP binding; DNA translocase activity
Source: RefSeq, a predicted model, not a curated record